UUAUUUUUCGUGGGCGAAGGUGAACUGCAACUCCUGUAUUAACUUCAUAUGUUGCCGCUCAGUUUCCUUCCACUUUAAUGUUCGGUCCAGUAUUUCUAUAUCCUCACUCACUUUUCUCCUUCUGGUUUGAUGAUGGGAAUUGGAUUCUCUCUGCAAGGAUUUUAGUGCAGUCAUUGAAAAUAUAAAGGCAAAUACUCGGUUGAUUGCAUCAUAUCAAAUUCUCAGUUGGGUUUGUGGCUGCCUCUGCCUGGGCCUUGGGAGGUACAUAUAUCGUAGUAAAGGGUUUCCUCCUUUCACCCUUAUCUUCCCUUCCUGGUUUCUCAGUUUGAGCUUUCGGCUUGAUCGUUUCUUGGUAUUCAUGGUCCUCUUCUGAGAUUCUGUUUAGCGGGGUUUUGAGGAGUCUAGAAAAAGGAAGAGAACCCUCUUUAGGUAUCUUUUGAAUGAAUACAAUCUUUGUCCUUCUUCCCUUUGUUGAUUUUUGGGUGAGAAUGGAUUCAUGGGGCCGAUACAAACUUUAUAGCCCCUUUUCAGAUUGAAACUGGUAAUUUCCAUUUCCUAAUUGUUUUUCUCAAAUUAAGAUGGUAGUGGGCUUCUCCCUUUUUUCCACUUUCUUGAUGUUCUCUGGGUCCGAUGGUUUCUUUUUCAUCAACUGAGCGUAGCUGAGUUGAGAUUUGGAUUUGAUUAUGGUUUAUUCUUUGGUAACUCUGUUGAAGAACAUACUCGGGCUUGUUUCUCUUUACCUUAUCCUUACCUUGAAGGAGCAUAGAUUGCAACUUCGUAGAUAUUUGGUAAUUGGUAGCUAGCUUUUACAGGGCUCCACUCGCAUGAAUAGCUCUGUUUUUUAAGUAAUAAGCAAGUGGAAGUAGAACAAGGGACGAGAUGUCGUCCAAGUCGAACAGAACGAAUUGUUCUAGUAGCAGCUCUGCUCGACCCAAACACGGCGGCUGUGUCGUUGCUCAGACCACCGCUGACGCGAAACUUCAUGUAGACUUAGAAGAUUCUGAACAUUUUGAUUAUUCCACGUCCAUUGACAUCAAUGCUACAAGUGCCGACAACAAUGCUCCCUCUUCCACUGUUCCAGCUUACCUCCAAAGGAUGCAGAGAGGGAAUCUCAUCCAACCUUUUGGCUGUUUAAUUGCUGUCGAAGAACAGAGUUUUACUGUUCUUGCCUACAGUGAGAAUGCUCCCGAGAUGCUGGACCUGACCCCACAUGCAGUUCCUAGCAUGGAGCAACAAGAGGCUCUCACAAUUGGAACCGAUGCUCGGACUCUCUUCCGCUCCUCUAGCGCCGCGGCCUUACAGAAGGCUGCAAAAUAUGGCGAGGUUAAUCUCCUAAAUCCAAUAUUGGUACAUUGCAGGAACUCUGGUAAGCCCUUUAACGCAAUUAUGCACCGGAUAGAUGGUGCUUUGGUUAUGGAUUUGGAGCCAGUGAAUCCCGCUGAUGUGCCUGUAACUGCAGCUGGGGCACUGAAAUCGUAUAAGCUUGCGGCCAAAUCCAUCUCCAGAUUGCAGUCUUUGCCAAGUGGAAACAUCUCACUUUUGUGUGAUGUAUUGGUUCGGGAAGUUAGUGAUUUGACAGGCUAUGAUAGGAUAAUGGUGUAUAAAUUUCAUGAAGAUGAACAUGGUGAAGUAGUUGCUGAGUGCCGGAGACCCGAUUUGGAGUCUUACCUUGGCUUGCACUACCCAGCUACUGACAUACCACAAGCUUCAAGGUUUCUCUUCCUGAAAAACAAGGUUAGGAUGAUAUGCGACUGUUUGGCACCACCGGUUAAGGUAAUCCAUGACAAGAAACUGGCACAACGGUUGAGCCUCUGUGCGUCUACGCUUAGAGUUCCUCAUGGAUGCCAUGCACAAUACAUGGCCAAUAUGGGUUCUAUUGCAUCUCUUGUUAUGUCUGUGACAAUCAACGAUGAUGAUAAUGAGAUGGAGAGUGAUCAGCCAAAGGGAAGGAAGCUGUGGGGAUUGGUAGUCUGCCAUCACACAAGCCCUAGGUUUGUCCCCUUCCCUUUGAGGUAUGCCUGUGAGUUUUUGGUACAAGUUUUUGGUAUACAACUUAACAAGGAAGUAGAAUUGGCAGCCCAGUUGAGGGAGAAGCAUAUUUUGAAGACCCAGACUCUGCUUUGCGACAUGCUCCUCAGAAAUGCUCCUGUGGGGAUUUUUACCGAGUCACCCAAUGUGAUGGAUCUUGUUAAGUGUGAUGGUGCCUCACUCUACUACAAGAACAAAUUUUGGUUGCUUGGUAUCACCCCUACAGAGGCUCAAAUAAGAGAUAUAGCUGGAUGGCUUCUUGAGCACCAUGAUGGAAGUACUGGUUUAAGCACAGAUAGCCUCAUGGAAGCUGGCUACCCUGGUGCUUCAGUUCUUGGGGAUGCAGUUUGUGGAAUGGCAGCCAUUAAGAUUACUUCGAAGGAUUUCUUAUUUUGGUUCCGAUCGCAUACAGCCAAGAAGAUCAAGUGGGGUGGUGCGAAACAUGACCCAGUUGUUAAGGAUGGUGGUAGGAAGGUGCACCCUCGAUCGUCAUUCAAGGCCUUCUUGGAGGUAGUUAAGAGGAGGAGUUUACCAUGGGAAGAUGUUGAAAUGGAUGCUAUCCAUUCCUUGCAGCUGAUAUUACGAGGGUCCGUGCAAGAUGAGAUGGAAAAAGACUCCAAGGAAAUUGUGAAUACACCAUCAGUUGAUUUAAGGAUUCAAAGGGUAGAUGAAUUACGUGUUGUCACAAGUGAGAUGGUUCGCCUUAUUGAGACUGCUUCAGUUCCCAUUUUGGCUAUUGAUGCCUCUGGUAAUAUAAAUGGAUGGAAUACCAAAGCAGCUGAAUUGACAGGAUUGUGUGUGGAGCAGGCUAUUGGAAUGCCCCUAAUUGACCUUGUUCAUGGUGAUUCAAUUGAAGCUGUGAAAAGCAUGCUCUCUUUGGCUUUGCAAGGCAAAGAAGAGAAGAACAUUGAAAUCAAGCUCAACACAUUUGGUCCUCAGGAGUCUAAUGGGCCCAUAAUCUUGGUAGUUAAUGCAUGUUGUAACCGAGACAUGGUAGAAAAUGUUGUCGGAGUUUGCUUUGUAGGGCAAGAUAUUACAAGGGAGAGGAUGGUGAUGGACAAAUUCACCCGCAUCCAAGGUGAUUACAUUGCUCUUGUGCAGAAUCCAUGUGCACUUAUUCCUCCAAUAUUUAUGAUAGAUGAGCAUGGUUGCUGUGUUGAGUGGAACAGUGCGAUGCAGAAAUUGUCUUUUCUGAAGAGGGAAGAAGCCAUUGAUAAGAUGCUUGUGGGGGAGGUGUUCACUCUUCAUAGUUUCAGUUGUCGGGUCAAAGAUCAAGAUACCUUGACCAGGCUCAAGAUACUACUGAACAGUGUAAUAGCAGGCCAGGAUGCAGAUAAGUUACUCUUUGGCUUCUUUGACCGACAUGGUAAAUAUGUGGAAGCUUUAAUUUCUGCAAACAAGAGGACUGAUGCAGAAGGUAGGAUUACUGGGGUCCUCUGUUUUUUGCAUGUUGCCAGUCCAGAAUACCAACAUGCUUUACAAAUACAGAGAAUAUCUGAACAAGCUGCAGCAAAUAACCUCAAGGAAUUGGCAUACAUUCGUCAGGAAAUAAGAAAUCCACUGCAGGGGAUACUGUUCACACACAGUCUAAUGGAGGCUUCUGAUUUAAGUAGGGAGCAGAAGAGACUUCUAAGAACAAGCACACUCUGUCAGGAACAAUUGGCUAAGAUCAUGGAUGACAUUGAUUUAGAAAGCAUUGAGGAAUGCUAUCUUGAGAUGAACACCUCUGAAUUCAACCUUGGGGAAGCUCUGGAGGUGGUCGGAGCUCAAGUUAUGACUCUGAGUAAGGAGCGACAGGUGCAGCUCAUCUAUGAUUCCCCAGCAGAAGUGUCCUCUAUGUACUUGUAUGGUGACAAUUUGAGGCUUCAACAAGUCUUGUCAGAUUUCUUGACAAAUGCACUCCUGUUCACACCAGCAUUUGAAGGAUGUUCUGUUGUGCUGAAGGUCACCCCAACAAAGGAACAUAUAGGGGCUAGUGUACAUCUUAUUCAUCUUGAAUUUUGGAUCACACACCCAGCACCAGGGAUUCCAGAUGCUUUAAUUGAAGAGAUGUUCCACCACAGCCAGAGUGUCUCAAGGGAAGGUUUAGGUUUAUACAUUAGCCAGAAGCUUGUGAGGAUCAUGCAUGGUACUGUACAGUAUCUCAGAGGGGCAGACAAAUCGGCAUUCAUUAUUCAUGUCGAAUUCCCCUCGGGCCUUGGUUCAUCGCACUACCAGAACUAGAUGAUCUGAUGGUAAAAAAAAGAAUGCAGAUCUUGCUACUAAAACAGCUUGGCACUUCACAUAGUUCUGAGUCUUACAGAAAGAAUUGGAUACAGAGCUUUAGAUUGAGUAAAAAGCAAACAAAAAACUAAUAAGAAAAAGAAUUGUCCUGAAGGGCUCUAUUAUUGUGAGGUUAUUAUCAUAAGAUAAAUGCUUGCUUUUCACCUGAAAGAGAGUGUUGAGCAUCUGAAGUUGGCGAGAGCUGACAAGGUAAAAUAAGUUGAAGCAUUUUAUGUUCACCGGCCUUUGUGUCGUAUCCUCUCUAUUGCUCUUUGCUUGCUUCUUCUGUUAGUUAGCGGGACAUUAAUCCAUUAAACAUCUCUAACUUGAUACCUCUGAUACGA
Nelumbo nucifera (sacred lotus) is the source of this 4634-nucleotide messenger RNA. Its product is annotated as phytochrome C. Gene Ontology annotation, molecular function: phosphorelay sensor kinase activity; protein homodimerization activity; photoreceptor activity. Gene Ontology annotation, biological process: regulation of DNA-templated transcription; detection of visible light; protein-tetrapyrrole linkage. The record is from RefSeq and is a predicted model, not a curated record. Lineage: Eukaryota; Viridiplantae; Streptophyta; Magnoliopsida; Proteales; Nelumbonaceae.